Molecule: messenger RNA, 2414 nt
Organism: Octopus sinensis (East Asian common octopus)
Lineage: Eukaryota; Metazoa; Mollusca; Cephalopoda; Octopoda; Octopodidae
Product: neurochondrin
Exons: 18
Coding region: 38-2182 (714 amino acids)
Biological process (GO): neuron projection development; regulation of neuronal synaptic plasticity
Cellular component (GO): dendrite
Source: RefSeq, a predicted model, not a curated record
UCCUUCCUGUUGUUUGUUGUGAAAAGUGUUGCUAACAAUGGAAGAAGUGGAAGAAGACUCGUCGUCUCUCUCUCAGCAAGAUUUCACAAAACAGCUCGAGAAAUGUGUUUGUAUUUUGCAAAAAGCUGGCAGCGACAACGAAAAGCUGGCUGCACUAAUGAUGGUAACCAAACUGAUCAAGGCUGACGAAUGUAAUUUGCAGGCACAAAAGAUACUCUUUGAGGCAAUUGGAUUCAAGUUUCUUGUUCGGCUGCUACGUACAGCUACAGUACCUGAAGGAUGCAGUAACUACAUCUAUAAGUCUUUGUCUCUCACCAUUCUUUCCAGUUUCUCUGGACUACAAGAAGUGAAGGAAGAUCCUCGGAUGUUGACCUCUGUCCCACUCAUAAUAGAUGUCCUCGUCUCUUGUCUCAAUAUCGAGCAAACACAGGAUGACAACGAACUGACAGAAGGAGAGUUCAAAUCCAUGAUUGAUAGUUGCUACGACUGUUUAACAGCUGUUUGUAUGACAGACAAAGGAAGGACGGCUUUAAUCGACUCCAGAUCUGUGUCUCAGUUGUGCACCUGCUACAUACAUGCAACAUAUGGUAACCAGCGAGCUUUGGCUAUAAUCCAGCAGCUUAUCUCAACAAAUGGUGCUGAAGUUUGGACAAAGAAUAUGAAAGGUCUCCAAGAGUUACUGGGUUAUUUAGGAGAGAAUUUCUCCCACUCAAAAGAACUUGAAAAAUUCCAUUUUUGUGAUAUUCUUGCCAGUGUAUUCACCAGUGUCUCAAAGGACCAGAUUCCAGCAGGUAACUUCAGUUGGCAGAAAAAUAUUCCCCAAGGAAUUAUGGAUUUGAUUAAGUCACGUCUAGAACAGAAGCAAAGGGAAUCAGUCUUAAUGCUAAUCUCUGUGAUUGUUGAGAACUUAGGACCAGAAUUUUUGCUGCCCCCAAAUCUCCCUGAUGCAAAACCAUUUCUUUUAGCCAUUAACCUGAAUUCUGUGGAAGUCGGAAUGAUCAUUCCAUUUUCUCCUUUGGGACAGGUUCGUGAGAAAUCAAACCAGUUGUCAGCUUAUUUCAGUCUUAUUGAGAACACCAUCAAAUUUCUGGUGAGCAGUGAAGACGGACCACCAUUUGACCCAAGCCAAAUAAUUCAACUCUAUUCCAUCCUCACAGAGACCCUGAAGUGUGUGAUCCUUUUCCUGCAGGAGAUAACUAAAUCUUUACAGUCAAUCCAGGCUACUGACACUCUGCUGCAAGCCUGUAUCCGAUUGGUCGGUGUGUGGAUGAAAGAAGACAGUGAAGCUCUCUGUGAUGAAAUCCAUGAUCUGGUGCCAAUGUUGCUGACAUUUAGUAAAAACCUGCUUUGUACGGCUGAGGUCGAGAACCCUGUGGUCAGCUGUUCAGGUGUUUUGUCCCCUUUGUUUGAAGGGUUCUGUCAGCUUGCCUCCGACACCAAGGGCCGGGAACAGCUACUACAACACGAAGCUUACGUCCCAGUUGGUCAGUAUUUGUUACAUGCUCUCAGUCGGUUUCCUGAGACAGACAGCAACAUCCUGCUGUGUGUGGAGACACUUUCUGACCUUUUGCUUCAACUUACCGAGACAGACACAUGUUUUAUUGACUCAGACUCCAUAUACGUUAGUUUAUUCAACAGAAUCUCAGAAGUCCUUCACCAAACUGUUUUCAAAAGUGAAUGUCUCAAUGUAGUUGCUGUGAUGUCCUUUCUUGGCCUGACACUAUUCAAUUCGCAUCGCAUAACAAGAGAAGUGGAAGAAGCGAAACAGAAGACGUUAUUAAAGUCAACAAUAACGUUCCUAAGUAGGGCCCACCUUUUAGACUCUCAGCGGAACCGGAAAGAAAAAGUGCUGGUCAUCAACGAAGAAUACCAGGUUCAUUGGGAUUCUGUGUCAGGUUAUUGGCUGUCAACUAUGAAAGUGCUGACCAAAUGUAUCCAGAGUCACCCACAGCUGACCACUACAGUGUUAUUACAAACUGGCUGGAUCCCUCGAUUGUUAAAACUACUUGUUGAUGUCCAGAAGACCAGUGUUCAUGUGGACUAUAGCAGUGCCUACCUGGACUUACUCUAUGCCCUGAUCAUCACCAAGGAAGCUAGAACUGUGAUAAUCGAUAACUGUGGAGCUGAAGUGGCCAAGAAAUUUAACCAUUCUGAAUUGUGUGAUGUUCUGUCUGUCACUUGAAGACAAUGGAAUCGGCCCUAUUAAAUCAUCACGGUCACUAUAAUCACCUGUUAAUGAACAUUUUGAUUUUGGUGGUGUCAUUUAAAGAUUUGUUCAAGUCUUUGCUUCUAUGGCAGAAAAGAAAAGAAAACCAAAGUUCCUUUGAAUGACUAAAUACAAGAGGACUGAAGAAUUAUUGUCACCUUCUUGUUCUCGUUUGAUAAAUAAAAAAUUAAUUAAAUGGUUAAUGAAA